AUGUCCUUCGAAAUUGACCUAGGAACGACCACUCUCAAUUUCUUAGGGUCGAACCUAGGCCUCACUCAAUGUGCUACAGCUCUGAUUCUCCCUCCCAACGAAGCUUCUGACUCGAUAGACACCACAGAAAUAAAGAAACAGCUUGAAAAAAGAGAAUUGUGGGUGGACCAAGUUCCAGAGCUCAAAGUCCAUAUCUAUGUCGGUGUGGGGCCUGAUCUUGCCCGUCCUGCCUCGACGUUCGUCUCGCAUAUUGGAGAGAUUUUCUGUCAUUCAAAGCUUUGGUUAGAUCUAGGUCUCAACGUUCUUUUCAAGAGCUGCGAUCAUGGCGAUAAUUCGACAAGGUUUCAGCUAUCUUUCGGACUGCGCAGAACAACAAAGCAUCAGACCACGAAAAGGUCGCGGAUACCGGUUAAGUUGCGAAGCACGCAUGAUACUAUUCCUCCGGACGGAAUUCCGAUUGCUCAAAUUUCUACGAUCUAUAUUUCCCUGGAAUUUACUCGGUGUAACGAAAGAGUACAGCGGGAUAUGACUAGUUCUACAGUGUCUGGAGGUCUGUUUACAGAAUUAUUGGAGGCUAAUAUUCCAUUGGAUAGUUUUGCAAAUGACGAGAUUGGUGCUUGGAUAUUUGCAGAACCAUUCCAAGGCCUGGAGGAAUUAUACCAACUUUCCUUGCCCUCUCCUGAGCGCUAUCCACAGCUGCCGGAGAGCCCAAAUAACUACUCCGAGGAGUUCCAUACGUUGUUUGACGUUGGUUUUCGCAAUAUCAUAGCCGAAAAUCAACGAGCAGACAAGGGGACCAGGGCAACUAAAAGCGAAGAUUCCAAAUCUCUCUCAACAGUUUUCCCUGCUGUCUUUAGCCUUGGAUACCGCGAGACCAUGAACGAACGAUUGCAAUUCAUCCCAUGCAUAGCGAGCUCCAUCGCAUCUAUACUCGAGAUAUCCAAGAACUCAAAACUGCGAGAAAAGCGAGACAAGUUGAAAUCGUCCCGCCAUCUUCAUUAUCAGACCCAACCCAACUCGUCCGCUGCAGGAGACACAUCUACUGUGAGAACAGCAUUAAAGCAGUCCCUUUGGCGAAUCGCUCAGAAACAACUCCAUAAACCCGGAGCAUCGAAGAACCUGAGUCCUCUGGGACGCACAUCCGCUGCAGAUGAACGCUAUCCAACACCAGAUUACACUACCCUCUUGGACGACGAGGACGACGAGGACGACGAUACCGAUUCCAAUGAUUCGGAUUACUACCUUGGAACAGAUAUAGAUGAACUAGAAUUUGAGUCCUUGGAAGAACCACAGGAGCGAAAUACCAAAGACGAGGAAGAAUCGAUCCUUUCCAUCACGGAGGAUUACACGAACUUAUCGAUCGACAUGCUCGAUAGUAAGGCCGACGAGAACGAAGAAAUGGACUUCGAUGAGCCAAAGUUAGAGGAUAUAAAACGCGCAGACCAACAUACUAGAUUUUUCAUACCAUCGCCAGCUUCUGGAAACUACUCUUCCCAUACGAUUCCUCAGAGUGAUAGUGAGAUGCUUACAUCGGACUGUGUCGAGGAAUAUAUGGAUUUGGCGGGACAGAAUUAUCCCCCCACGAUCGCUGUCUCUGUUGAACCAAGGCAAAUUACCGAGGACUUUGAUGAUAUGUUAUGCUAG
Aspergillus chevalieri is the source of this 1644-nucleotide messenger RNA. RefSeq lists its product as uncharacterized. The record is from RefSeq and is a predicted model, not a curated record. The transcript is spliced from 3 exons. Lineage: Eukaryota; Fungi; Ascomycota; Eurotiomycetes; Eurotiales; Aspergillaceae. The coding region runs from base 1 to 1644 and encodes 547 amino acids.